Guyanagaster necrorhizus is the source of this 1379-nucleotide messenger RNA. RefSeq names its product acyltransferase-domain-containing protein. Bases 118 to 1185 code for a protein of 355 amino acids. The transcript has 3 exons. Gene Ontology annotation, cellular component: endoplasmic reticulum; membrane. The record is from RefSeq and is a predicted model, not a curated record. Gene Ontology annotation, biological process: phosphatidic acid biosynthetic process. Gene Ontology annotation, molecular function: 1-acylglycerol-3-phosphate O-acyltransferase activity. Lineage: Eukaryota; Fungi; Basidiomycota; Agaricomycetes; Agaricales; Physalacriaceae.
GGCAGCACUGUUUAAAGACCCUCCGAUUACCCAUUGAGCGUGUGCGUACGCUGUAUCCCGUUGGCGCAGCGUGCGAUACUGCUCAUCCCACUCCUAUUCUCUUUUAUCCUAUAGGCGAUGGCGUUCCUCGCAGCAAUCAUCAAACCACUGGCAUACAUAUCUGUACCCGUCGUUAUACUCCGGUCGGUCGCUGCUUCGUCUCCCACGGGAAAAUACUAUGUGCGCCUUGGGAUGUAUAUCGGCACCCUGACGUUCAUCGCGACAUGGGGUGCCGCCAUCGCAGCGGGAAUGUCGCUGGUGAACAUGCGAUAUGACGUGAACAUCGUGAUUGCACGCUGUUUCUAUGCUUUGGCAAGCAAGGUCAUGAACAUCGAAAUCGAGAUAGAAGGACAGGAGCAUCUAGUCGCAGAACGCCCAUCGGUGCUGAUGAUAAAUCACCAGUCAUUUUUGGAUAUCCUCAUCGUCGGCAGGCUUAUCCCGCGACGCACGUCCAUUAUGGCCAAGAGCUCUAUACGGUGGACUCCUCUUGGACCUUUCAUGAUCAUGUCUGGCGCUAUCUUCGUUGACAGGGGAAAUAACGCGCGCGCCGUGAGCUCGCUAAAGGCUGCAGGCCAAACCAUGAAAUCAGGUGGUGUGUCUCUAUGGAUGUAUCCAGAAGGGACACGGCAUCUUUCCGAACAGAAUAACUUGCUCCCGCUGAAAAAGGGCGGCUUCCACCUCGCGAUACAAUCCGGGAUUCCCAUCGUUCCCAUCGUCGCGGAAAAUUAUUGGUGGUUGUAUCGGAAGGGUUUUUUCGGGACGGGCAAGAUCAAGGUCCGAGCCCUUCCACCGAUACAAACAGCAGGUCUAACAACCGAGGACGCCUCUGCCUUGUCAGUUCGUGUUCAUGAACAGAUGAUGGAGGUUUUAAACGAGAUAUCAAUGAACUCGCCCUCUCAAGAGAAGACAACGAAGAAUUCAAUUUCGUCAGCGACUGAGUCUGUAGAAACAACCACCGUGGCAGAAACGAAGCCGUCUGUUGAUGUCACUGAAGGAGACUCAGAGAAGACGCCGUUGGCGGUGGCGGGGACUCAGACCUCAACGCCCAGCGAGAGUGGAAGUGAUAAAGUGAAGGGCGAAGUCAGCGAGACCGGAACGGAAACGGAGGAGGAUGAAGGCAUGGUUCUGGUUGGACGACCGGCGUAAUGUGGCAGAGUGCAAUAGUUAUGCUUUCUUUGAAAUUCUAUUAUGAAGACUAGCAUUACAAUCGAAGACAUCAGGCAGUGCCUUGGUGAGUACAUUGUCCUCGACAUCAUCGUCAGGUCCGACUUUUUUCUUCAGACCCUCAGGGCGCUUCUGUCAGUCCGAACCGUUCCUGGUAGAAUGCCAGCUCUUCUUCA